Molecule: messenger RNA, 1676 nt
Organism: Canis lupus familiaris (dog)
Lineage: Eukaryota; Metazoa; Chordata; Mammalia; Carnivora; Canidae
Gene: ANKRD16
Product: ankyrin repeat domain 16
Exons: 7
Molecular function (GO): protein binding
Source: RefSeq, a predicted model, not a curated record
GGGGCGGCGGCCGUGGCGGCGCCCGGAGACCCGCGGCGGCUGCACCGGCUGGUGCAGGCAGGCCGGCUGAGCGCCCUGCGGGAGGAGCUGCGCGCGGGCGGCCCGGGGCGCGCCGGGGACCCCCUGCUGCACUGCGCCGCCCGCCACGGGCACCGGGACGUGCUGGCCUACCUGGUGGAGACCUGGGACCUGGACGUGGAGGCCGCCGACCGCGACUACAAGCGGCCUCUGCACGAGGCUGCGGCGCAGGGCCACCGGGACUGCGUGCGGUACCUGCUGGGCCGGGGCGCGGCGGUGGACUGCCUGAAGAGGGCCGACUGGACUCCUUUGAUGAUGGCUUGCACAAGGAAGAAUCUGGAGGUGAUCCAGGACCUCGUGGAACAUGGCGCCAACCCACUUCUGAAGAACAAAGACGGCUGGAACAGUCUCCACAUUGCCAGUCGAGAGGGUGAUCCUCUGAUCCUCCAGUACUUGCUCACAGUUUGCCCUGCUGCCUGGAAGACAGAGAGCAAAAUCGGGAGAACCCCUCUGCACACGGCAGCAAUGCAUGGCUGUUUAGAGGCAGUAAAGGUGCUUCUACAGAGGUGCCAGUACGAAGCCGACUGCAGAGACAGGUGCGGCUGCACACCCUUCAUGGACGCCGUUCAGUGCGGCCACGUCGACGUAGCCAGGCUGCUGCUCAAGCAACACAAGGCUUGCUGGGCCGUGCGGGACGCCCUGGGCGCUCAGGCCAUCCACAAGGCGGCCGUCACCGGGCAGGACCAGGCUCUCCGCUUCCUGGUCUCGGAGCUGGGUGCUGACGUGGACGCAAGGACAGAGCCCACCCGCCUGGCACCGCUGCAUUUCGCUGCUAAGGAAGGACACGUGAGCACAAUCCAGGUGCUCCUAUCCUUGGGUGCCGACAUCAACUCCAAAGACGAAAGGGACCGAUCAGCCCUGCACCUGGCCUGUGCGGGCCAGCACGCUGCCUGCGUGGAGCUCCUCCUGCGGUCCGGGCUGCGCGACUCUCCCGACGACUCGGGCGCCCUGGCCAGGCAGCUCACCCACAGCGCGGACAUCCUUCGGUGCUUCGACCACCAUGCCACAUCCUGAGGACGCACAACCACAUGCACGGUGACCCGCUCCUGCUCCUUCCGUCGCUGGGGUCCCCAGCCUGCGGCCCCUCUCUGCCAAGACCCCAGGCCCUGAGGGCUCCAGGCUCUGUGACCCGCAUGCGGGCAGAUGGGAAGCACUUGGGGUCUUUCCAUGAUCCAGAGUCUGCCUCUCCUGCCCUUUACCUGAAAUUGAGGGAUGUUCAUGAAGUCAGUGUCAGAGCCCUGAGAGAAGCAUGUGAUGCGCAUAAACAUAACAGAGAACGUGUUUUAUGAGGAACGUUAUGGGGAAAGGCAGUGGCAAUACUGAACCAUACAAGAGAUUGCUGUUAGUUUGAGCUGCAAACACAACUGACCUGCUGCUUCCUUCCUUCUUGGGCUGCUUCUUGGCCGUUGCAGUGGUUUCACCUUGGGUUUUGUAGCCAGGAAGGAGAGGCCUGCACAAGCGUUUGCACGGAAAUAAUGGAAAUAUUUGUGCAUUCUAAGCGCUACUAGUUAAGCCAGAACAUUUUAAUCUCAAGGUUAUUUUUACUUAAUGGUUCUGUGUUGGCUUCCUUCAGAUAAUAAACACAUCUAAAAAAUGCA